CCCGAUUAACGCAGUUCUACUGUUGGCAACACGUGCACGUGCACGAAUUUUGAACUCGAUUUGAUUUUAGCCCGAUUUAAGUGGAAACACAGGCGCAAUGGGCAAGAAGACGAAAGUUGGAAAGACCAGGAAGGAUAAGUUCUACCAGCUGGCCAAGGAGACGGGUCUGCGAUCCCGUGCCGCCUUCAAGUUAAUCCAGUUGAACCGCAAGUUCGGCUUCCUCCAGCAGUCGCAAGUAUGUUUGGAUCUGUGCGCAGCGCCCGGUGGCUGGAUGCAGGUGGCCAAGCAGAACAUGCCCGUGUCCAGCAUCGUGAUCGGCGUGGAUCUGUUCCCCAUCCGUCCCAUCGCCGGCUGCAUUGGCCUGGUCGAGGACAUCACCACCGAGAAGUGCCGCCAGUCGCUGACCAAGGAGCUGCAGUCCUGGAAGGCUGACGUUGUCCUCCACGACGGUGCCCCCAAUGUGGGCCGAAACUGGCUGUACGAUGCCUACCAGCAGAUCUGUCUCACCCUCAAUUCCCUUAAGUUGGCCACACAGUUCCUGCGCAGCGGCGGUUGGUUCGUCACCAAGGUCUUCCGCUCCAAGGACUACAAUGCCCUGCUGUGGGUCCUCAAGCAGCUCUUCAAGAAGGUGCACGCCACCAAGCCGAGUGCCUCGCGUAAGGAGUCCGCUGAGAUAUUCGUCGUCUGCCAGGGUUACAUUGCCCCCGAUCACAUUGAUCCCCGUCUCUUGGACUCCAAGUACGUGUUCGAGGAACUCGAUCUGGAUGCCAAGAAGAAGAGCAGUCUGCUGCAUCCCGAGAAGCAGAAGCGCAUCAAGGCCGAGGGUUAUACCGCUCAGGAUAUUGCCCUGCGCAACGAACUGGCCGCCACGGAUUUCAUGAAGGCUGAAAACGCACUGACUGCUCUACAGGGCAUCGGUUCCAUUGGCAUCGAUGAUGAACGCAUUGCCAAGCACAAGAAGACCACCGUCGAGAUCCUGGAGUGCUGCAAGGAUCUUAAGGUGCUGGGCCGCAAGGAUAUCAAGGGACUGGUUCAGUGGUGGAAAGAUGUCAGGGGGCUGUUCGUGCAGAAGGAGGAUGCCCUGGUCGUCCCAGAUGCUGAGGAGGAGAAGGUUAAGCCACUGACACAGGCCGAAAUCGAGGACAUGGAAGAUGCCGAGCUGCAAACGCAAAUAGACACAAUUGUGGAUGAGGAAAAGAAAGAUUUGAAGCGUAAGCGCAAGAAGACGCUCAAGACAAAGGCCAAAUUGCACGAGAAGAUGAACCUGAAUAUGGUGAUCAAGGGAGACGAUGGUCCCGUCGAGGAAACAGAGCACGAAAUCUUCGAACUCAAACAUAUUAAAACUUCUGAUGAGCUCGACGGUUUGCUAGAUGUUCAGCCGGACUUCGCUGUGGAUGAGAGUGCGCCCGAGCAAGAAAAGCUGCCGAAAUACAAGUAUUUCGACAAGGAUGAGGGCAAUAUUAAUGAUGAUCUUAACUACGAUGACGACGAUGAUGAGGAAGAAAGCGCAGCCUCAGAGGACGAAGACCAAAUCAAUGAUAAACAGGGUCUGGGUCUCAGUGACGAUGAAGAGGGCACUUCAAAGGGCAAAAACAAGAGGAAAAAGCGCACUGAGAAUCCACUGAUUAAGUCAAAUGAUUUUCGUGAUAAGAAUACAAAACGAGAGCAGCGUGUACAGCUUUGGUAUGAGAAAGAUGUUCUGCAAAAUAUCCAAUCAGAUGACGAUGAGGAAACUUACGAUCUGGACAAUCUGGCCAAGGAGUACAAGGCCAAGGGUGUGUCGGUUUUGGGUGAGAGCACCCUCACCGCGGACGCAGAUGAUCAAGCUAUUCAGGGAAAGAAAGCCAAGCGCCGCGCACGACAUGAAGCCCCGAAAGAGGACAGUAGCUCAGAGUCAUCCGAUUCCGAAGAUGAAGCCAAGGAAGCCAACGAGGAUGGCGAUGAAACGAAUCCAGAAACAAAGGCGAAAAAGGUUCGCCUAACCGAAAAUGAGAUGGCUUUGGGCGCCUUUAUAACACGCAACAAGAAAACACGCCGAGACGUGAUCGAUGCCGCCUGGAAUCGCUAUGCCUUCAACGAUGAGAACCUUCCCGUUUGGUUUGCACAAGACGAGGAGGAGCACAUGACCAAGCCACAGCCAGUUCCCAAGGAGCUGACAGCCGAGUACCAGCGCAAGUUGCAGGAGGUCAAUGUGCGUCCCAUCAAGAAGGUUAUGGAGGCCAAGGCACGCAAACAUCGUCGUGCCACCAAACGCUUGGCCAAGGCCAAGAAAAUGGCCGAGAAGAUUAUGGAGAACUCCGAUGCCACCAACCACGAAAAGUCCAAGCAGCUCAAGAAGGUCUACAAGAAGGCCCAGGAGAAGAAGAAGGAGGUCACAUAUGUGGUGGCCAAGAAGCAGUCGGCAGCUCGUCGAGCCCGCCGUCCAGCAGGCGUGAAGGGUCGCUAUCGAGUGGUGGAUCCUCGUGAGAAGAAGGACAAGCGAUCCCUGGACGCAAAAAAGAAGCGCGAAAAGGGCAAGGGCGGAAAGGGUGGCAAGGGAAGCAAAGGUCGUAAGGGCCGUUGAGAAAAUGUACAUCUAACAAAAAAUAAAA
Messenger RNA from Drosophila suzukii, 2591 nucleotides. Its product is annotated as pre-rRNA 2'-O-ribose RNA methyltransferase FTSJ3. Gene Ontology annotation, biological process: maturation of LSU-rRNA from tricistronic rRNA transcript (SSU-rRNA, 5.8S rRNA, LSU-rRNA); maturation of 5.8S rRNA from tricistronic rRNA transcript (SSU-rRNA, 5.8S rRNA, LSU-rRNA); rRNA methylation. Gene Ontology annotation, molecular function: rRNA (guanine) methyltransferase activity; rRNA (uridine-2'-O-ribose)-methyltransferase activity. The record is from RefSeq and is a predicted model, not a curated record. Gene Ontology annotation, cellular component: nucleus; nucleolus; preribosome, large subunit precursor. Lineage: Eukaryota; Metazoa; Arthropoda; Insecta; Diptera; Drosophilidae.